GAUAACUAAAAGAGUCAGCCCAUAAGUGGUUAUUACAGAAAGACAAACUGGUUCUGCAAGGGAGCGGUGCUGUUAGUCUGAAAUAAGACAAACAAGAUAUCCACGUCUAAAAUUCACAAGAAAGAUCCAGACUUGGAGGAAGCCUUACUUACAACUACAAGUACACCCUCUACUUCAACAUGAGCAGUGGCUCACAUUGAACAGGGAGGUUACACCUGCCUCAAAACAGUCAAGUCAAGUCAAGUCAAGUCAAGAAGCUUUUAUUGUCAUUACAACCACAUAUAGCUGACAUGGUACAUAGUAAAAUGAGACAAUGUUUCUCCAGGACCUGGGUGCAUAAAACAGCACAACAUAUAGCUACAGAACAAUAACAACAACACAGCUAAGGACAGAAAGUAGUUGUCCUAGCUACAUAAAGCGCAAUGUGUGCAACAGUGCAAGACAGAAGAACGUGCAGGAACAGAAAAUACACACAGUGCUGAAAAAAUGUGCAAACAAAAAAAUGUGCACACUAGAACUGUAAACUUUCUUAUAACAUAUGUUUUGUAAAUAUAGACAUAUAGCAAUGUGCAAAAAUAGCAGUAGCAGUUGAAUACAUAAACACAUCCCUCUCUGCAGUCUUCACAAAUUCUCAACUUGAGAAGGCAUGAUGAAUUUUCUCUACUACUUCUUGGAGAAAAACCAUCAUACUUUAAGACUUUUGCUCAUUUUUGCACAGUGUUAUAACCUCUCACUUUUGCACAUAUCUAUAUUCUGUAAAUAUAUACACAUACACUGACCAUGCAUAACAUUAUGACCACCUGCCUAAUAUUGUGUUGGUCCCCCUUUUGCUGCCAAAUCAGACCUGACCCAUCAUGCACUGUGUAUUCUGACACCUUUCUAUCAGAACCAGCAUUAACUUCUUCAGCAAUUUGAGCAACUGAGCUCGUCUGUUGAAUCGGAUCACACGGACCUGCCUUUGCUCCCCACGUGCAUUGGUGAGCCUUGGCCAGCCAUGACCCUGUCACUGGUUCACCACUGUUCCUUCCUUGGACCACUUUUGAUAGAAACUGACCACUGCAGACCGGGAACACCCCACAAGAGCUGGAGUUUUGGAGAUGCUCUGAUCCAGUCGUCUAGCCAUCACAAUUUGUCCCUUGUCAAACUCGCACAAAUCCUUACGCCAGGCCAUUUUUCCUGCUUCUAACACAUCAACUUUGAGGACAAAAUAUUCACUUGCUGCCUAAUAUAUCCCACCCACUAACAGGUGCCAUGAUGAGGAGAUAACCACUGUUAUUCACUUCACCUCUCACUGCUCAUAAUGUUAUGCCUGAUCAGGGUAUAAUCAGUUACAUUUGUGAAGUUGUUCAGUUUAACUUUCUACUUUCAUUUGUCUCUUGUUUUGCUGCUGUAACACUAGAAUUUCCGAUCUGGGAUUAAUAGCAUUAUCUUCUUUCAUUCUUUUACUCCUAGGAAUUUGUGUAGGAAAAUUCUAAAACUGAGAUGUCAGCUUCAAUUCUUUCAGUUCAAUUCAAUUAAAAAAAUAUAUAUAUUUAUCCCCAGGGGGCAAUUUAAGGCACGCAGAAUAGUUAAAAAUAGAUCAGUGCAAUACAGUUGUUGUAAGUCCGUUAGUGCAAAUAGCUUGAGUAAACAUCUGUGUAAAAUAUCUGUAGAUAAAUAUAAACUGUGAAAAUAGGUACGGCUUAAUAGUCGAAACAAAUGAAGAGGAAGAAGAAGAAAGUAGAAGAAGGUGAAACAGAUGGAUGCAUAUAUUAAUAAAUGAAACUUAAAGUGACAGCUUGGGGGGCUUAUGUCACAAAUACUAUGUUUGUUCAUAGGUUUUUAUUAACUGUAGGUUAAAGUAAAGCGACAGAAUGCAUGGUGAAAAAAUAAAACGCAGUCAAUUUACAGCACUUAUAUUUACCGCUCGCUCAAUGAAACUUAAUAGCUCGGGUCUUUGGCUACCGGCAAUGACGUAAUAGGUUGUUAAAAUUAAACCUUGAUCGCAAGUCCAGCUCCGGUCCAUGCGGUCCAGCUAAAUGAGACGAGACCCAACUCUGAACAGUGAGGUCUACUGCUGCAGGCCAAUCGGCUCUGUGUUCACUCAUUUGAAUAGCAUAACAGAACAGGCUAGCGAUGACUGUGAAUAGGAGUUUUGUGCGGGAAGCGUCUCAUCAGAUCAUUGCAGGAGGAUCAGCAGGUCUGGUGGAGAUAUGUCUGAUGCACCCACUGGAUGUCGUGAAGACCAGGUUCCAAAUUCAGCGAGGACUCAGUGACCCAAACAGCUAUAAAGGCCUGGGGGACUGUUUCAGAACCAUAUUUCACAAUGAGGGAACGUAUGGUUUUUACAAAGGAAUCCUGCCACCAAUUCUAGCCGAGACACCAAAGAGAGCGGUUAAGUUUUUCACCUUUGAGCAAUACAAGAACCUGCUAAGUUACACUACAUUAUCCCAGGGCCUGGCUCUCUCCAUAGCUGGGCUUGGCUCAGGUUUAACGGAAGCUCUGGUGGUUAAUCCAUUUGAAGUAGUGAAAGUGAGCCUUCAGGCUGACAGAAAUUCCUUCAAAGUGCAGCCAUCCACCUUCAGCCAGGCUCGAAUGAUUAUUAAUUCAGAUGGUUUUGGUCUGCGUGGGCUAAAUAAGGGCCUGACCUCCACACUGGGACGCCACGGCAUCUUCAACAUGAUCUACUUUGGCUUCUACUUCAAUGUUAAAGACACCCUUCCUGCCAGCCAGGAUCCUCGUCUGGAGUUUAUGAGAAAGUUUACUAUAGGUUUGCUGUCAGGAACUAUCUCAUCCUGUGUGAACAUCCCCUUUGACGUGGCUAAGAGCCGUAUCCAGGGUCCCCAGCCAGUUCCAGGGGAGAUAAAGUACAGGAGCUGUUUCCAGACUAUGACUCUGGUAUACCGGGAAGAAGGAUAUCUUGCAUUAUACAAAGGACUAAUUCCCAAGAUCAUGAGACUUGGACCAGGAGGUGCUGUCAUGCUGCUAGUGUAUGAAUAUGUCUCCGGCUGGCUACAAAGAAACUGGUGAUAAAAGCUGUCAAGCAGCAGACAAAUUUCACUCUGUAGGUCACAAGUAUAUUCAUGCAUCAGCUGUCAAAAUCAUGACAGUGUGUUCUAAGAUUGAAAAAAUAAUAAAUGGCUAAAUAGAAAGUUCAGACAAGGAUUGGCCCUGACCUACAUUUUGUAUGUCUUUACAUAUCAUAAGGUAUUCUUAUCUGUGAUGCAAGGAUGUCAAGGGAAGUUUGACCAAGUAACCACAGCAGUGCUUCACGCCCAAACAAAGACCGCAGUCUUUUACACUCACCACUAGCAGGAAAUGGGAUCAGAUUCAGCUUACAUUAAAACAAGCUUAAGACUCCUGUCUCUUUCUAUUGGAAGCUCAUUUCCUCUCCGAUGGAACACCACCAAAAAAAAUCACUUUUAGCUUGCAUACUGAUGAGGGUGGAGUUGAGCUCAGCAGUACUGCAUGUUUAGAUGUUGUAUCAGAUGGUUAGUGAUAAUUCAGUAUUUACCACAAGUCAAUACUCGUUUCUGUGUAUCAAGGCACUUCUUGUGAAACAUGAAUCAGGCAAAAUGUAUGUCAUAUUUCCUUUUUCCAUGAUUGCUUGCAGUUUAUAAGAAAUAUUGAGUCAUUGUAAGACUUUUUGUGAUAUGUAGCAUUUGCAUAGAUCUUAGUGUGAUAAAAUUGAUAGCAGUUAUAUGCAUACUGAAUUCAAACUAUUUUACUGAAUAUUGCAUUUUUUGGAUCUAUCACGUAAAUGAUAUUUGAAUAGUUUAUUUCACAAUGUUAGUAUUUGUGAAUGUAGGACUUUUUAAAUCAUUUUUAAUAACAUUUUUUAAUUAUGUUUAAAACUCUGUCAUCGAUCAAUUGCAUAUAAAUCAAAUGUGAGUCCUAAUAUUGUGUCUGCUUAAUGUGUGCACAGAGAAGGAGUGAAAGUAUCAGGGGACAAGGGGAAAUCUUCACUGUAAAACAUUUCAAAAUAAUUAAGCUUAGAAACAAAACUGCCUUCAAAAUGUGAAUAAACUCAGGAUAAUAGAUUACUUUAAGUUUCAUAUUGAAACUUCAUAUAUUCAUACAGAAAAGUACUGAUACAUAUUGACAGGCAUAUGAUCAGCUCCAAAAGCAAUGCCAUUUAGCUCCUCUCUUUUAUUUCCUUUUAUAAUGAGUCUGUAUGUGGAACUUUAUCAUGCCAAUACUAGUAAUCAUUCAUUUAGGUUCUACUUUCGUCCUUUCCGUCUCCUCUCAGAAACCUUGCUGACGAUACUUUGUGGAUGCCUGUCAGCCAUCACAGCUGUUGGAGCUAAGAACAGGCUGUCAGUCAGCUCCUCUAGCCUACAGGCUGAUGCAGCAUAACUCAGCUCAAGUUAAAAUAACAAAACCAUGAAAUGCACAUAUGUUGACAAAUGAAUGGACACUUUUGCUCUGUCCAACUUUGCUCUCCACCCACUCAACGUCUGUGCCUUAUACACAAGAAGGACUAUAGGCACAUGAAGACCCAAGACCAAAAUUUUAAUAGAAAUGUUAAUGGUGUUUCUGCAAAUUUCAUUUUGAUAUAUGUUUUAUUUUCAUUCUAAUGUUAUUAUCUAUAACACCAACAAUAGUAACAUUUUAAUGCCUUUCUUUUUUAUGUGGCAUUUCUAUCUGUUUUAAAACCUUUUAAAUCUUUUAAAAGUUAUUGUAUUAUCCUGCAUAUUUGAUUCCUAAUAUAGCGCUAUACAGAUGUUCUAAAGUAAGCUGUCUGAAAUUACAUUUUCCCUCUGGAGAAGACUUGAAGCCAAAAUAAAUCUUUUAAGUAGUAAAAAGUCUUGUACCCUUACUAAAAAUACCAUGGUCUCCCUAUUUGUGUGUCAUUCAGUCCUGUCCAUUUUACUUUCUUUUCCAACUAGCUUUGUGUAUGCAUCAGAGAUGGUCAUGCUGGAAAAGGCAACAGCUGCGGCUCUUUGUUUCUGUAGCUGGCAGCACACAUGGGUAGUAUCCUGCAGUUUGUAUCUUUUUGUCUCGCUAAAUGGCUGUAAUUUGUUUUAGUUCUAUAAUGCAAUAAGUCACUAGGCUCAUUAGCUAUGACUUCAGAUUUUUUCCUAGAGGGCAUGUGAUAUUAGUUUUAACCAGAGAAGUUUAAACUCAGGGACACUCAGCAGCUCUGCUAUGCUCUGUCCUGCAAUGCUAUGUUGUAGAGUUGGUUUGUCUUGUCGGUUUGUCUUGUUCAUUAUGAGCUUACAUGGCUUUUCAGUUGUAUAUUCAAGUCUCUGUAUUCUAGAACAUUCCAUCUAUCUUCAUAAGGCUUCAUUUAAUUCUUAAGAAUUCCCAAAACAAGCAACUUCUCACGGUUAUCAUCAUUUA
This is a messenger RNA of Hemibagrus wyckioides, 5322 nucleotides long. RefSeq names its product solute carrier family 25 member 21 (gene slc25a21). The coding region runs from base 2116 to 3009 and encodes 297 amino acids. Lineage: Eukaryota; Metazoa; Chordata; Actinopteri; Siluriformes; Bagridae. Gene Ontology annotation, biological process: transmembrane transport. The record is from RefSeq and is a predicted model, not a curated record. The transcript is spliced from 12 exons.